AUGAAGAGGAUGUUCCACACCGAACAUGCCUGCUCUUAUCACUUUCCCACAGCGAUGUGUCUCUCUGCUACCUCCUUUUUUUAAUCUCGUCGGAUGCAAAACACAUUCGCCCACCCGCUCACACACACGCAUACAAACACACACACCCACCACACCAUUGGACGCCACCCUCUCCAGCACACACCACAGCCAGUGCAGAACUCUGUCGGAGCUACAUAGAGAAACAUUCAGAUGUUAAACGAAAGCUUUUGGAAAUGUUAACUGCGACACGAGAUUGCCUUUCUGCAUUUUGUGCCUUUGAGCACCCAGACCACACGCGACAGCUAAUUAACUCUAGCCUAGCCCAGCUAGAGAUCCUGUGCAAACAGCUGUACGAGAGCACGGACACCAGCACCAGGCUGCAGGCCGAGAAGGCCCUGGUGGAGUUCACCAACAACCCUGACUGCCUGAGCAAAUGCCAGCUCCUCCUUGAGAGAGGCAGCUCUUCAUACUCUCAGCUGCUAGCUGCCACAUGUCUUUCCAAGCUGGUGUCCCGCACCAGUAGCCCCCUGCCCCUGGAGCAGCGCAUCGAUAUCCGGAACUAUGUGCUGAAUUACCUGGCGACCCGGCCGAAGCUGGUGGCCUUCGUAACGCAGGCUCUGAUCCAGCUCUACGCCCGCAUCACCAAGCUGGGCUGGUUCGACUGCCAGAAGGAGGACUACGUCUUCCGCAACGUCAUCGCCGACGUCACCCGAUUCUUACAGGACAGUGUUGAGCACUGUAUCAUAGGUGUUACCAUCCUCUCCCAGCUGACCAAUGAGAUUAACCAAGUAAGUUCCUCGGCGCUCCUGUCCAAUGCAGACACAACGCAUCCGCUAACGAAGCACAGGAAGAUUGCAUCGUCGUUCAGAGACUCCUCCCUCUUUGAUAUCUUCACUCUCUCCUGUAACCUGCUCAAACAGGCGUCGGGGAAGAACCUGAACCUGAACGACGAGAGUCAGCACGGCCUGCUCAUGCAGCUGCUCAAGCUGGCCCACAACUGCCUCAACUUCGACUUCAUCGGCACCUCCACCGACGAGUCCUCAGACGACCUGUGCACGGUGCAGAUCCCCACCAGCUGGAGAUCCGCGUUCUUGGACUCCACCACCCUGCAGCUGUUUUUCGACUUGUAUCAUUCCAUCCCUCCGUCCCUUUCUCCUCUGGUCUUAUCGUGUUUAGUACAAAUCGCUUCUGUCCGAAGAUCGUUAUUCAACAACGCGGAAAGGGCGAAGUUCUUGUCGCACCUGGUGGACGGGGUCAAGAGGAUUCUGGAGAACCCUCAGAGCUUAUCAGACCCAAACAACUACCACGAGUUCUGCCGACUUCUGGCGAGGCUGAAGAGCAACUACCAGCUGGGGGAACUGGUCAAAGUGGAGAAUUACCCCGAGGUCAUACGGUUGAUAGCUAACUUCACCGUCACUAGCCUACAGGCCCCCCAGCACUGGGAGUUUGCCCCCAACAGUGUGCACUACCUGCUGAGUCUGUGGCAGCGCCUGGCUGCAUCCGUCCCCUAUGUGAAGGCUACCGAACCCCACCUGCUGGAGACCUACACCCCAGAGGUCACCAAGGCCUACGUCACCUCCCGUCUGGAGUCCGUGCACAUCAUCCUCAGGGAUGGGCUUGAGGACCCUCUUGAUGACACGGGAUUGGUGCAGCAGCAGCUGGACCAGCUGUCCACGAUUGGUCGGUGCGAGUACGAGAAGACGUGUGCCCUAUUGGUGCAGCUGUUCGACCAAUCGGCUCAGUCCUACCAGGAGCUGCUGCAGUCCACUAACUCCAGUGCCAUGGACAUUACCGUUCAGGAGGGGCGGCUGACGUGGCUGGUGUAUAUAAUCGGAGCGGUGAUUGGAGGUCGCGUGUCGUUCGCCAGUACGGACGAGCAGGACGCGAUGGACGGAGAGCUUGUGUGUCGCAUCUCUGAUUGGCUCUCCAGGGUGCUGCAGCUCAUGAACCUGACGGACUCGCGCUUGGCCCAGGCGGGGAAUGAGAAACUGGAGCUGGCGAUGCUCAGCUUCUUUGAGCAGUUCCGCAAGAUCUACAUCGGAGACCAGGUGCAGAAAUCCUCCAAGCUUUACCGCCGCCUGUCCGAGGUCUUGGGGCUCAACGACGAGACCAUGGUGCUCAGCGUCUUCAUCGGGAAGAUAAUCACCAAUCUGAAGUACUGGGGUCAGUGUGAGCCCAUCACGUCUAAAACGCUUCAGCUCCUGAAUGACCUCUCCAUCGGUUACAGCAGUGUGAGAAAGCUGGUGAAACUUAGCGCUGUUCAGUUCAUGCUCAACAACCACACGAGUGAACACUUCUCCUUCCUGGGUGUGAACAACCAGUCGAACCUGAGCGACAUGAGGUGUCGAACCACUUUCUACACAGCCCUAGGGCGCCUCCUGAUGGUGGACCUGGGCGAAGACGAGGACCAGUUUGAGCAGUUCAUGCUGCCCCUCACUGCUGCGUUUGAAGCCGUGGCUCAUAUGUUCAGCACCAACACCUUCAACGAGCAGGAAGCCAAAAGGACCCUGGUGGGUUUGGUGAGAGACCUGCGGGGGAUCGCCUUCGCCUUCAACGCCAAGACCAGCUUCAUGAUGCUGUUUGAUUGGAUUUACCCGUCCUACAUGCCCAUCCUGCAGCGCGCCAUCGAGCUGUGGUACCACGUCCCCGCCUGCACCACGCCCGUCCUCAAACUGAUGGCUGAGCUCGUCCACAACAGGUCGCAGCGGCUGCAGUUUGACGUCUCGUCGCCAAACGGAAUCCUGCUUUUCAGGGAGACGAGUAAAAUGAUAACCACAUACGGUAACCGGAUCCUCACUCUGGGGGACGUGCCGAAGGACCAGGUGUACGCUCUGAAGCUGAAGGGCGUGUCCAUCUGCUUCUCCAUGCUGAAGGCCGUGCUCAGUGGGAACUACGUCAACUUCGGCGUCUUCCGUCUCUAUGGCGACGACGCGCUCGACAACGCCCUACAGACCUUCAUUAAGCUCCUCCUCUCCGUCCCACACAGUGACCUGCUGGACUACCCCAAACUCAGCCAGUCGUAUUACUCUCUGCUGGAGGUCCUGACGCAGGAUCACAUGGCCUUCAUCGCCAGCCUCGAGCCGCACGUCAUCAUGUACAUCCUGUCCUCCAUCUCAGAGGGGCUCACAGCACUGGACACCAUGGUGUGCACGGGCUGCUGCUCCAGCCUGGACCACAUCGUGACGUACCUGUUCAAGCAGCUCUCCCGCAGCACCAAGAAACGCGCGUCCUCUCUGGGCCAGGACAGCGACCGCUUCCUCCACAUCAUGCAGCAGCACCCCGAAAUGAUCCAGCAGAUGCUGUCCACGGUCCUCAACAUUAUCAUUUUUGAAGACUGCCGAAAUCAGUGGUCCAUGUCACGGCCUUUACUGGGACUGAUCCUGCUAAAUGAGAAGUACUUUGCGGACCUGCGGAGCAGCAUCGUGAGCAGUCAGCCGCCCGAGAAACAGCAGGCCAUGCACCUGUGCUUCGAGAACCUGAUGGAGGGCAUCGAGCGCAACCUGCUCACCAAGAACAGAGACAGGUUCACACAGAACCUAUCGGUGUUCCGGAGGGAGGUGAACGACUCGAUGAAGAACUCCACCUACGGGGUCAACAGCAACGAGAUGAUGAGCUGACAUUCCAGACUCCGCCCCCCUCCUCCACAGCCCCGCCCCCCCUAGGCCCGGGACGUCAGGGGACCACCCACCGUCACGCCCAUCCCCACCCCCCACCCCCCGAACCAACCCCAAAUCCCACCCCCAACCCCCCCCCCCCCCCCCUUUUAUCCUGCAGCCAGUUUCCAAGGGUCACCGUUUGACCAAACUCUGAGAAUUGGGGCUCAAAGUCCAAAGAGAGAAUAAUAGACUUUUUGGGAGGGUGAUUCUUGGGGGGGUGGGGGGGUGGGUGGCAGGAGCAGAGGAUGUACUAAAGGGAGGCCCCAAACCCAGGGACGGGAUGGGGUAUAGGGGGAGGGGUGUCAGUACUCCUCUAUCUCUGCCUGCCUUGUACAAAAAAUACACAAAAAAAAAGUGUACAUUUUUUCAUAACAUUUUGAACGUUUAUAAUAAUUAAAUUUAAGAAGAAAAACAAAUGGACAAAAAAAAAAAAAAAAAGUGUGAUUGAGAUUUUUAUAGUGCUCUGGAGUAUCGAGUCUGUCUGUGUAUGGAGAGGGUACGGUAUCCCAGUGAGGGGUUGCGUUUGCAAUGGGUUUGGAACGUGUGGCAAAACGGGACUCUCCUCAAAGAGGUAGAGGUGGGGGGGGGAGAGACUGAGACAGUGACAGCCUGACGCUCGGUGUGUGGGGGAGAGGAUGGCUUUGGUGGGGAGGGUGACCUUUGACCUUGCUCAGAUUGAGCGCAGUGCUCUCCUUCCUGUCGCUACGAUGUGAGAGACACCCCCAGGCCUCGCCACCCCCUUAAUGCACAGAGCUGGUGUGUGCUGUGAUGUCACUGUCUCCUGAAUGAAUCGAAAGGCUUCGUUCCCCCAAUCCCAAUACAACACAAUUGAUUCAAAUCUGCAAGUCACUUUAAAAAGCACUUGGAGGCUUCGCCCAACUCUGGGGGGGUUGUUGGUGUAGUCUCAAUCUCCCAGCACUGCUUUUAGGCCUUCUCUAAUGAAACCCGGGUCCAAUACGUCAUUGUUUUUUAAUUAAAUAUUUUUUGACGCUUUACUAAGCUUGUCUGGAAUAUUGGAGCCUAUUAAAUACUUUCAAAAAGUGCAAGCUCCACCUUCUGGUCCUCUUGGUCGUCUCAAUUGUGCUAGGCAAGAUCAGUCGCGCACAAAAGUAUUUGAAUCAAAAAUAAAUACGCAUUUGACCCAGGUCUGCCUGACCAUGAGCAGGUAAGAUGGAGGGCUGGGGGCUCUAGUUACACAGGCAUAGGACUACAUUUCCCAUAAGGACAAUCUGAGUGGCUAGAUGUGCUUUUUUAAAGUGUGGAAUCAGGGUUUUGAGACCUUGUGGAAUGCCAUUCAAGGAGCACAUGCAGCAACGCAAGGGGUCUUUCUCUAGUCCUUGUGUAGAAAAAUGCACAGUCCUAAUUUUGUAAUGUGAUGCAAGCUGAAAUUCCACGCGUUUCCGUUAAAGGUGCUUAACCAUUUCAGUCCCACGCCUCCACUCGAAUUCUGAAGGGUUUGGCUUUGGUUGAGAACUACAAACAAAGAAGUAAUCAUUUCCGCUCCAGGGUUACUCACUCCAACCAAAUUAGCCCAGGCUGCCACCUUGUGGAUUGGCAGUAUAUAGCUAGGGCUAAAAGAAGCCGGUAAACUCACGUACGGUAUAUAAGGCAAAGCGCUUGGUAUGUCCCAGUUCCUUAAGUGUUUAACGUUAACGGGCUUUAAUGUUCGUUUACUUUCCCUUUCUUUUAUUUCAGCUGCAGCAGUACUCGUAAUGUUGCCUAGGAAACCAUUUUCAAUUUAAUUUAACUCAAAUUUCAUUGAGUGUCAUUGUCAUAACAGUAGGAAGAGAAUGCACUGAUGGCAACCGAUCCAACGAUUUUCACCAGGCUCGAUCGAGUUUUCACUUUUAUUUUAUUGUGAGGUUUGAGGGGAGUAGGAGGUCUGAGGUUCUGGUCAUGUGCUUGUUUGCUCUUGCUCCUCCUGUUACUCUGGGAUAGAGUGAUGUCCAGCGAGGGGAAGAAAAGGGACAACGGGCUCGUUCCAGCCGCAGUUCAGUUUUUCCACUUUUACCUUUUUCUUGCUCCUAGAACUCAAAAACUCCAGAACGUUCCUUUAUUGUGAAGAAACACGAGCGCAUCCUUUGCGGAACUAUUUUUUCCUAAAGCGUGGCGUAUAAAUGAUUGACCUGUGGAUCCACUUCUCCCCGUCUGCUACAUCUGGCUUCGAACUGACGUUUGAAGUAGCGAGGACAUCUUUUCCUAGCCUCUCCCAAUGGGUGGAGCAAGGGGCAAGAGAAGGAGAAAGAAAAAGCGAUUGGAAUGAGCCCUGUGGCAUUAAACGAGAGCAGACCCCCCCCCCCCCCCCCCCUCACUCACUUAGGCUCUCUUGUAGUCAGCACUGCCCCCACCCACUAUUCUUAUGUCCGAAGAAGCCCCCCUUAAUUUUAAUUACGGAAGGAAAUUUCGCACUAAAAUAAUACAGAAUGGAUUUAUAUUAGCAAUUUGUGCUACUCUUAAGGAGUGUUGCUGCUAAUCGUUUUGUGAAGACCUAGCUCAUCUCUAACCAUGUUUAACAAUUAUCCAUUCUUCAUUUUUAUUUUAUUUUUUAUAUAUAUAAAUCCUUGUGAAUGUGUCCAUUUUGGGAAACAGUGUGUUGGGUCCAUUGAGUGAUGACGAGGUAGCUGGUUUGGAUGUUUGCUGCGUAUAGUGUAAGCACCGUGACUGCAAAACGAAAUAAAUAAACGUCAUUGGUUUGUACUGAGA
Messenger RNA from Conger conger (European conger), 6380 nucleotides. Its product is annotated as exportin-7-like. Gene Ontology annotation, molecular function: nuclear export signal receptor activity; small GTPase binding. The coding region runs from base 255 to 3638 and encodes 1127 amino acids. The record is from RefSeq and is a predicted model, not a curated record. NCBI's taxonomy places the organism in Eukaryota, Metazoa, Chordata, Actinopteri, Anguilliformes, Congridae. The transcript has 28 exons. Gene Ontology annotation, cellular component: nuclear pore; cytoplasm. Gene Ontology annotation, biological process: protein export from nucleus.